This is a messenger RNA of Nestor notabilis (Kea), 2104 nucleotides long. RefSeq names its product protein tyrosine phosphatase, non-receptor type 11 (gene PTPN11). The record is from RefSeq and is a predicted model, not a curated record. Gene Ontology annotation, molecular function: protein tyrosine phosphatase activity. The annotation marks the transcript as partial. Gene Ontology annotation, biological process: protein dephosphorylation. The transcript has 15 exons. NCBI's taxonomy places the organism in Eukaryota, Metazoa, Chordata, Aves, Psittaciformes, Psittacidae.
UCUAAUAGAUGGUUUCACCCAAACAUUACUGGGGUGGAGGCAGAAAACCUGCUGUUAACAAGAGGAGUGGAUGGCAGCUUUUUGGCACGGCCUAGCAAAAGUAACCCAGGAGACUUCACGCUCUCUGUUAGACGAACUGGAGCUGUCACCCACAUCAAGAUCCAGAACACAGGAGACUACUAUGACCUCUAUGGAGGAGAGAAGUUUGCUACGUUGGCUGAGUUAGUUCAGUAUUACAUGGAACAUCAUGGGCAGCUCAAGGAAAAGAAUGGAGAUGUUAUAGAGUUGAAAUACCCACUGAACUGUGCUGAUCCUACAUCUGAAAGGUGGUUUCAUGGGCAUCUCUCUGGAAGAGAAGCUGAAAAACUAUUAACAGAAAAAGGAAAACAUGGAAGCUUUCUUGUGCGUGAGAGUCAAAGCCACCCUGGGGACUUUGUUCUUUCUGUCCGGACAGGAGAUGAUAAAGGAGAGAGUAAUGAUGGGAAAUCUAAAGUGACACAUGUCAUGAUUCACUGCCAGGAUCUAAAAUAUGACGUUGGUGGAGGAGAGAAAUUUGACUCUCUGACAGAUCUGGUGGAACAUUACAAGAAGAACCCUAUGGUAGAAACUUUGGGCACAGUGUUGCAACUGAAGCAGCCCCUGAAUACCACCCGUAUUAAUGCUGCAGAGAUCGAGAGCAGAGUGCGAGAGCUAAGCAAGCUGGCAGAGACUACAGAUAAAGUCAAGCAGGGCUUCUGGGAGGAAUUUGAGACUUUACAGCAGCAAGAAUGCAAACUUCUCUAUAGUCGUAAAGAAGGUCAGCGCCAGGAGAACAAAAACAAAAAUAGAUACAAAAACAUUUUACCCUUUGACCAUACGAGAGUUGUUCUACAUGAUGGGGAUCCAAAUGAGCCUGUUUCAGACUAUAUCAAUGCUAAUAUUAUUAUGCCUGAGUUUGAAACCAAGUGCAACAACUCGAAGCCAAAAAAAAGCUACAUUGCUACUCAAGGUUGCCUACAGAAUACAGUGAAUGACUUCUGGAGGAUGGUGUUCCAGGAGAAUUCUCGAGUUAUUGUUAUGACAACAAAAGAAGUUGAAAGAGGAAAGAGUAAGUGCGUCAAGUACUGGCCUGAUGAAUAUUCCCUAAAGGAGUAUGGAGUUAUGCGUGUCAGGAAUGUUAAGGAGAGUGCAGCACAUGAUUACACACUAAGAGAACUUAAGCUUUCUAAAGUUGGGCAAGGGAACACAGAGAGAACAGUCUGGCAAUAUCACUUCAGGACUUGGCCUGAUCAUGGAGUCCCAAGUGACCCUGGUGGUGUACUAGACUUUCUAGAGGAGGUGCACCAUAAGCAGGAGAGCAUUUCUGAUGCAGGACCAGUUGUGGUCCACUGCAGUGCUGGGAUUGGGCGAACAGGAACUUUCAUUGUGAUUGAUAUUCUUAUUGACAUAAUCAGAGAAAAAGGUGUGGACUGUGAUAUUGAUGUUCCAAAGACCAUUCAGAUGGUGAGAUCACAGCGGUCAGGAAUGGUUCAGACAGAAGCACAGUACAGGUUUAUUUACAUGGCAGUACAGCACUACAUUGAAACGCUACAGCGCAGAAUCGAGGAGGAGCAGAAGAGUAAGAGGAAAGGUCAUGAAUACACAAACAUUAAAUAUUCUUUAUCGGACCAGACAAGUGGGGAUCAGAGCCCUCUUCUACCCUGUACCCCAACCCCAGCGUGUCCAGAAAUGAGAGAAGAUAGUGCUAGAGUAUAUGAAAAUGUGGGGCUGAUGCAACAGCAGAAGAGUUUCAGAUGAGAAGAUGUACAGAGACUUCCAUGCAAAGGCAGAAAUGAAUAUGGUUUUUAAAAAGGUCAAGAAAGAGAUGGAAGAAGCUUCACAUGAACGGUGAACUCUGAGGGCUUGGUACCUUUUUAUUUACGGUUUUAAUCCUUCAACAGUAGGCAAAACUUCAGACCAUCUAAAGAUUGUUGAUAUCUCUUCUCUCCAAUACCUGAUUUACAAUUGCUCGUUUUCCAAAUAAAAGGAAAUCCUUUCUACAAUGUAGACAACUACUUUGUAGAGUCAGUUUUGCAUCCCACAGGCUGUUGGACUGUCAUCCAUUUGGUUUUUAAAUAGUGUCUUU